GCCUUACCACGCAUCUUCCUCACGUUUGGCCGCUCUUCAAUCUAAAACUUACGUUCAAUGGUGGCUAGAAGACUUUAGUUCGAGAGUACACGUUAAUCCGAUAUCCCACGCGAUUUUCGCCCGGCUAAAAAGCCCGGGAGUAUCUCGUGUGGAGCACGCAGAGGAUGGUGAUGUCGAGCUUAAUAUACUGGUGAUUUCAUGUGGGGUAAAUAUGCUAAUUAAACAAAAAAGCUUCUGUUCAUGUCGAUCAUAGAGCUUCUUAGUCGAUAUAUGUUACUUCGUUGUCGACGAAGCGGGAAUUCUAGACCGUAAUGUCAGGUACGCGAGCUACAUGGCCUAGGUACCCGGAGCUCAUCCGGCAGGCUAUUUGCAGACCAUGUGCUUAACAUGGCAUCCCUACAGCCUCCGGGAUAUGAUUGAAAAAUCUAAUUGAGCUUGAAUAAGGAUGCGGUUUUUGCAUGCCAGGCCGUCUCUCAAGUUAGCUCUUCGUCCCAAUCCUAACUAGCUUUAGCCUAGAGUAUCACCACCAUGAAGUAUCUGGCGAGGCCAAUAGUAUACCUUUCGCUCCUCAGCGCACAAGCGCUAGGGAAGAUAACUUUCCCCGAUUGCGUCGAUGGACCAGAGAUUUUGACGUCUAACCUCGUUUGCGACACAUCCGCCAGCCCAGCGGAGAGGGCGGCAGCGCUCAUUAGUGCCUGGAACAUCACAGAAAAGCUAGUUAACCUUGUCGAUAAGAGCCUCGGGGCAUCUCGACUAGGAUUAGGAGCAUAUGAUUGGUGGAAUGAAGCCCUCCACGGCGUUGGAUGGUCCCCUGGAGUAGCCUUCGCUCCCUCAGGGGAGUUUCAAUACGCCACAUCGUUCGCCAGUCCGAUCCUCUUAUCAGCAGCGUUCGAUGACGACUUAGUUUACAGCGUAGCCGAAGCUAUUAGUACGGAGGCUCGAGCCUUCAGCAAUUUCGGACAUGCAGGGCUUGACUACUGGACCCCAAACAUCAAUCCUUAUAAAGAUCCAAGAUGGGGAAGGGGGUCGGAGACACCAGGUGAAGACCCCUUUCGCAUCAAGGGGUACGUUAGGGCCCUGAUAGAUGGUCUACAAGGUGAUGAGGACAUCACAAAGGUUAUAGCGACAUGCAAACACUACGCUGCUUAUGACCUGGAGCAUUGGGGAGGGGUGAAGAGAUACGAGUUCAAUGCAAUUGUUGGAAUGCAAGAUUUGGUCGAAUACUAUCUCCCUCCGUUCCAGCAAUGCGCGCGAGACUCUAAAGUCAAGUCAAUCAUGUGUUCUUAUAACUCUGUGAAUGGGACGCCGGCCUGUGCAUCGACCUACCUAAUGGGUACAGUCCUUCGCGAUUUCUGGGAGUGGAACGAUGAGAACCAAUACAUUACUAGCGAUUGUAAUGCUAUCCUCAACUUCCACGAAGACCACAAUUACACCACUACAGCUGCGCAAUCAGCAGCCAUCUCGUUAAUAUCUGGUACGGACACUAUUUGCGAAGUCGGCAGCAACACAGAUGUCGCUGGAGCGUGGAAUCAAACCCUGCUACCGGAAGAAGUUAUCGACCAAGCACUCCGUCGCUUGUACGAAGGACUCAUACGCGCUGGAUUCUUUGACCCCGCAGAGGAAACUUCAUAUCGAUCGCUAUCUUGGAAGGACGUCAAUACACCCGAACACCAAGCCCUUGCCGUUCGCUCUGCUGCUGAAGGUAUUGUGCUCAAGAAGAACAACGGCAUAUUACCCCUAAAGGUCGACAACGCGACUUCGAUUGCCCUCAUCGGUUUCUGGGCGGAUGCUUCCAACCUUGCCAUGCUUGGAGGAUAUUCCGGAACCCCACCUUUCCUUCGAGGUCCACUACAAGCAGCCCAGAAACUCGGAUUCCGCACCGCCAAUGCGACUGGUCCCGUCAAGCAGAACACUUCGGACGCAGACACAUGGACUGAGGCCGCGUUAGAAGCUGCGAAUAAGUCCGACAUCGUGAUAUACUUCGGAGGAAACGACAUGACAGUAGAAGCGGAAGAGCUUGACCGAGUCUCCAUUGCUUGGCCUAGUGCUCAAUUAGCACUGAUCGAAAAGCUCAGUAAACUCGGAAAACCGUUCAUUGUCGUUGAGCUCGGAGAUCAAAAUGACGAUUCUUCUCUUCUGAAUGAUACGAAUGUUUCUGCUAUCCUGUGGGCCGGCUUCCCUGGUCAGGAUGGGGGUACAGCCGUGUUUGACGUUCUAACUGGCAAGACCCCGCCAGCUGGUCGGUUACCCACCACUUUGUACCCAGCAGGGUACGUGGAUCAGGUCCCGAUGACCGACAUGAGCCUUCGGCCAAGCGAGAAAAAUCCCGGUAGAACGUACAAGUGGUAUGACGAGGCCGUCCUGCCAUUCGGGUUUGGCUCGCACUACACUACUUUCAAACCCUCAUUCGGAGAAUACGCCAUCCAAGCCAAAUCUUACGAUAUCGACGAGCUUCUCAUCGAGUGUGACGCAAAGUAUCUUGACCUCUGUCCUUUCGACACUUUUGGCAUUUCCGUCAAGAACACAGGCAACGUCACUUCUGACUUCGUCGCUCUCGGCUUCCUGUCCGGAGAGUACGGCCCCGCCCCCUAUCCGAUCAAGGAGCUUGCCGCGUAUACGCGCGUCAAGGGGGUAAAACCAGUGGAAACCAGGCCGGCCGAGCUGGUAUUGACGUUAGGAGACUUGGCGCGUGUGGAUGAGCGAGGAAACACUGUAUUAUAUCCAGGGACCUACAACUUCUUACUUGACGUACCGACGCAAGACACUGUCAGCUUUGAGUUGGUUGGGGAUGCAAAGGUGCUGAUUGAAUUCCCGCAGCCUCCGGCUGAUCUCGGUGAAGGAAACGGGCAUGAAAAAUACACACCCAAGUAAAUAAUACCUCGAAUAUCAGUUAUCGCAUAAUAUAGCUGCUUCAUCCAUACCAACUUAGCAGUCAAUUAGGUUCGGAUUUGUUGAAAGAGAGCCUCCUUUAGAGUAGAGUGAGUU
This is a messenger RNA of Hypoxylon trugodes, 2985 nucleotides long. RefSeq names its product glycoside hydrolase family 3 protein. Bases 529 to 2871 code for a protein of 780 amino acids. NCBI's taxonomy places the organism in Eukaryota, Fungi, Ascomycota, Sordariomycetes, Xylariales, Hypoxylaceae. The record is from RefSeq and is a predicted model, not a curated record. Gene Ontology annotation, cellular component: plant-type cell wall. Gene Ontology annotation, molecular function: alpha-L-arabinofuranosidase activity; xylan 1,4-beta-xylosidase activity. The transcript is spliced from 2 exons. Gene Ontology annotation, biological process: arabinan catabolic process; xylan catabolic process.